This is a messenger RNA of Rhinocladiella mackenziei CBS 650.93, 1527 nucleotides long. RefSeq lists its product as uncharacterized. The record is from RefSeq and is a predicted model, not a curated record. The transcript is spliced from 5 exons. Lineage: Eukaryota; Fungi; Ascomycota; Eurotiomycetes; Chaetothyriales; Herpotrichiellaceae. Gene Ontology annotation, cellular component: endoplasmic reticulum. Gene Ontology annotation, molecular function: pyridoxal phosphate binding; serine C-palmitoyltransferase activity. The coding region runs from base 1 to 1527 and encodes 508 amino acids. Gene Ontology annotation, biological process: sphingosine biosynthetic process; ceramide biosynthetic process.
AUGGAUUCUCAAGACGCUCAAGUGUAUUUUACGAGCCUAGCCAAUGUGGCUUCCGAACAAUUCCAAAAAAUCCCUGGGUCGGCGAUCUUCCUGCGGUACGUCAAAUCAAGUUACCAGAAUGACCCUAUUCGUUCCGUGGUCGAACUCCUCCUCGUUUUGUUCGCAGUACGGUAUCUUCUCGCGCCAAAGUAUUCGACGAAGCCCAAUUAUGUCAAGUUAUCUGAAGAGGAGAUAGAUGAUCUUGUGGAAGAAUGGACGCCGGAGCCCUUGGUCGGCAAAGCAACACCUUUUGAAGAGGCUGAACUGGAGAGCCGACCUGUCAUUGUCGGUCCCAGCGGACCUCGGUCCAAGUUAGCCAACGGCCGCACUGUGACGAACCUUGCCUCCUACAAUUUCUAUAACUGGGUGUCAAACGAGAACCUCAAGGAAAGGGCUAUUCAAACAUUGAGAACAUAUGGAGUUGGUCCUUGUGGACCGCCAGGAUUUUACGGUACCCAAGACGUGCAUUUGAAGCUCGAGUCUGACAUUGCCGCGUUCCUGGGCACCACGGCGUGUAUCAUAUACGCACAGGCCUUCUCGACCAUCUCAAGUGUCAUCCCGGCAUUUUCGAAGAGGGGGGAUAUCAUUGUUGCCGACAAGGCAGUGAAUUAUGCCAUCCGAAAAGGUAUACAAAUCUCUCGGAGUGCAGUGAGAUGGUACGAGCACAACGACAUGGACGACCUGCAAAGGGUUCUUGCCAAGGUGACCAAAGAACAAGCAAAGAAGCCAUUGACUAGGCGGUUCAUCAUCACGGAGGGCUUGUUCGAGAACGUUGGCGACAUGGUCGAUCUGCCAAAGAUUAUCGAGUUGAAGCUCAAAUAUAAAUUUCGUCUCAUUCUCGACGAGACGUGGUCAUUCGGAGUCUUGGGAAGGACUGGAAGAGGUGUGACGGAGCAUCAACAUGUGGAUGCUGCUGAAGUUGACAUGAUUGUCGGAUCUAUGGCCGGUCCAUUGUCCGCCGCAGGAGGUUUCUGUGCUGGAUCAGAUGAAGUCGUAGAACACCAGCGAUUGUCCGCCACGGCGUACACCUACUCGGCUGCCCUUCCGGCGAUCUCUGCGGUGACUGCGAGCGAAACACUGAUGAUGAUGCAGACCCAGCCUGACCUUUUUGUUCAGUUGAGAGAGAACAUCAAAGCCAUGUGGGCUCAACUGGAUCCUCGAAGCGAUUGGAUGUACUGCACGAGCGCACCCGAAAAUCCCAUCAUGAUUCUUGUUCUCAAACCGGAGACUGUUUCUUCCCGAAGGUUGACGAUCCAAGAUCAACAACUAUUACUUCAGGACAUCGUAGAUGAGUGCCUCUCGCAGAAUGUUCUUAUCACGCGGGUCAAGACACUUCCUGCCGGUCCCGCUGGCGCCAAAUCCGACAUUUACAUGCCUCUGCCGGCCUUGAAGGUCUGUCUUACGUUGGGACUGACGAAGAAGGAAAUCGAGAAGGCUGGCAUUAUUAUCCGCCACGCAAUUACCAAAAUACUCACGAGGAAGCGGUGA